AUGAUCUGUCUGAUAGUGACGCCGUCGGCCAGCUUCACCCCACGGGGAAUCUACGUCCACGGUUACGUCAUCUACGUCCACGGUUACGUCAUCUACGUCUACGGUUACGUCAUCUACGGUUACGUCAUCUACGUCCACGGUUACGUCAUCUACGUCUACGGUUACGUCAUCUACGUCCACGGUUACGUCAUCUACGUCUACGGUUACGUCAUCUACGUCCACGGUUACGUCAUCUACGGUUACGUCAUCUACGUCUACGGUUACGUCAUCUACGUCAUCUACGGUUACGUCAUCUACGGUGACGUCAUCUACGUCCACGGGUACGUCAUCUACGUCUACGGUUACGUCAUCUACGGUUACGUCAUCUACGGUUACGUCAUCUACGUCUACGGUUACGUCAUCUACGGUUACGUCAUCUACGUCUACGGUUACGUCAUCUACGGUUACGUCAUCUACGGUUACGUCAUCUACGUCUACGGUUACGUCAUCUACGGUUACGUCAUCUACGUCUACGGUCACGCCAUCUACGUCUACGGUUAUGUCAUCUACGGUGACGUCAUCUACGUCUACGGUUACGCCAUCUACGUCUACGGUUACGUCAUCUAUGGUUACGUCAUCUACGUCCACGGUUACGUCAUCUACGGUUACGUCAUCUACGUCUACGGUUACGCCAUCUACGUCUACGGUUACGUCAUCUACGGUAACGUCAUCUACGUCUACGGUUACGCCAUCUACGUCUACGGUUACGUCAUCUACGGUUACGUCAUCUACGUCUACGGUUACGCCAUCUACGUCUACGGUUAUGUCAUCUACGGUGACGUCAUCUACGUCUACGGUUACGUCAUCUACAUCUACGGUUACGUCAUCUAUGGUUACGUCAUCUACGUCCACGGUUACGUCUACGGUUACGUCAUCUACGGUGACGUCAUCUACGUCUACGGUUACGUCAUCUACAUCUACGGUUACGUCAUCUACGUCUACGGUUACGUCAUCUACGUCUACGGUUACGUCAUCUACGGUUACGUCAUCUACGUCUACGGUUACGUCAUCUACGUCUACGGUUACGUCAUCUACAUCUACGGUUACGUCAUCUACAUCUACGGUUCCGUCAUCUACGGUUACGUCAUCUACGGUUACGUCAUGGCCGAAUGUCCAAACGGCUCAAGAGCAGCGGGGACUUCAACAUGUCCAGUCUCUGACAUGGGGAAACCGGCUUGUGCAUCAUAUUCCUGA
Pseudoliparis swirei is the source of this 1233-nucleotide messenger RNA. RefSeq names its product prisilkin-39-like. The record is from RefSeq and is a predicted model, not a curated record. NCBI's taxonomy places the organism in Eukaryota, Metazoa, Chordata, Actinopteri, Perciformes, Liparidae. The coding region runs from base 1 to 1233 and encodes 410 amino acids. The transcript has 2 exons.